Messenger RNA from Sycon ciliatum, 2421 nucleotides. RefSeq names its product probable ATP-dependent RNA helicase DDX52. Gene Ontology annotation, molecular function: RNA helicase activity; nucleic acid binding; ATP binding. The transcript is spliced from 18 exons. The record is from RefSeq and is a predicted model, not a curated record. Gene Ontology annotation, biological process: maturation of SSU-rRNA. The coding region runs from base 82 to 1818 and encodes 578 amino acids. Lineage: Eukaryota; Metazoa; Porifera; Calcarea; Leucosolenida; Sycettidae.
CAUGACUUUGUAGUUAUUAAUUUUGUUUGAAUUGUUUCAUUCCAUUCCUCUGGCGGGGAUAUCUUGUUCUUCUUCUUCAAGAUGGACAUGGACGAUAUUUACAAGAUGUUGAUUGUGGGAACCUCAAUCAAGCGCAAAAGACCCCCUAGCAUCGUCAGUAGUUCGACUGACUUUUCGACGGGAAAUGCCGAAACUGCUGCUGCGUUAGAUUUUUUCGGUGACAACAAAAGGCAAGAUGUGGCUGUAUUAGAUGAGCAGAAACCAAUUUCUAGAAAGCGCUCAGCAGAAGAUGACACUCCCUCUUCGUCACCGAAAAAGAAGAAAAGGGAUGCUGCGUCCACGCCAGAACCCACUGAGUCACCCACUGGCAAGUCGUCAAAGAAGAAGAAGAAGAAGUCUUCUGAGCAGCAGCAGCAAGAACUUGUGGCUGCACAGCGUGAGAAGGCCAAUGCUGUUCGUAAUCAGCACGAGAUUUCUGUGAGAGGAACUGACAUACCUGACUGCGUCGAAAGCUUUGAUGAGAUGCAAACGCUGUAUAACUUUCCGCCGUACCUGUUGCCCAACAUUCGCAAGUCGGGCUACAGUUCGCCAACACCUGUACAGAUGCAAGCCGUACCGCUCAUGAUGAUGCACCGGGAAGUACUGGUCUGCGCACCAACUGGCUCUGGAAAGACGGCAGCAUUCCUUCUCCCACUGCUGGCUCAUUUGAAGGAGCCGAAGAGAGAUGGAUUUCGAGCGUUAGUUGUUGCACCAACUCGGGAAUUGUCGCGGCAGACCUUCCGCGAGCUAUCCAGGCUAUGCGAUGGUUCUGGAUUCCGUGUCCACGUGCUAACCAAGGCCACAUCGUCGUCAUUUGGUGCUUCCAGCAGUCAGCGAUUUGACAUCUUGGUUAGUACACCUAACCGGCUUGUGCAUCUACUGGAGCAGGACCCAUCGGGAAUCGACCUGUCCGCUGUGCAGUGGUUAGUUCUGGAUGAAGCUGAUAAGCUGUUUGAGAAAGGAAAGGAGAGCUUUGAAGAACAGAUCUCUACCGUGCUUGCAGCGUGUACACACGGACAAUGCUGCCGUGCCCUCUUCAGUGCUACACUUGGCAAUGGUAUUGAAGACUGGUGUCAGGGCUACCUGGCCAACUACACACGUAUUAUUGUCGGCCAGAAGGGUGCUGGAGCUGGGAGCAUAAACCAGCAGCUCAAGUUUGUCGGCCAGGAGUAUGGCAAGAUCCUGGAGAUGAGAAUGAUGGUGAAGCGCGGUAUGAACCUCCCUGUCCUGGUCUUUGUACAGUCGAAGGACAGGGCGAAGGCGCUAUUCAAGGAGCUCGUGUAUGAUGACAUGCGUGUGGACGUGAUCCACUCUGACCGCACACAAGCACAGCGAGACAGCAUCAUCAGUGCGUUCAGAGCUGGAAAGAUUUGGAUUCUGAUAUGUACGGAGCUGAUGAGCCGUGGCAUUGACUUCAAGGGUGUCAACACCGUCAUUAACUACGACUUCCCCACAUCAGCCGUCGACUACAUUCAUAGAAUAGGACGCACUGGCCGUGCUGGUCGCAGUGGUGAUGCCAUUACGUUUUUCACUGAGAGCGAUUUCGUCAAUCUGAGAAGCAUUGUGAAUGUGAUGGUAGCAUCAGGCUGUGAAGUGCCAGAGUGGAUGCUACAGCUAAAGAAGCCCAGCAAGAGAGACAGAAAGAAGCUUCGACAGAAGCCAACGGAGCGCAAGACACCAUCAUCUAUGGUCAAGCACGACAUUACACAGGCCAAGAAAAAGCGUGAGAUGAUAGCGGCAUCCAAGAAAAGAAAGCAGCGUGCUGCUGAAGAAGCCUGAGCGGGGUCUGACUGAAUUUUGGUUCGUGCCCAUCUCUCACUGCCUCCUUUAUCAGGCUAUUGUCCUGCCAUGCUGCUCACAUGGUGCUUCCCCUGUGCUCUCUGGUACUUUUCUGUUAUGACCGUAUCGGCCUGUCACAACCUGCUAAGCAUUAUGGUAUUUCCUGUCACAGCCUCCAACUUCUGCGUGCCUGUACAGCAUUUGCUUAUCACCGUUAGCAGUGCGGGUAUAGGUCUUUGUGUCCACGCACAUGUCCUGUAUUGGGUAAAUGUGCUUCGCUUAACACUACACUGUUGCUGGGCUGCGCUAUGAUAUCGGCUGGUGGGUGUAGUAGUCACAUUGGCCAAUCUGGAACAUCUGGAACGUUGCUGUUUUGUAUUUAGAGCAGCUUGUUUGUAUGUCGCUCUCAUAGAUUUUGAAGAUUGAUGAACUUUAUUAUAGCAGAAUUUCCAUCUCUUUCUUUAGUAACCCCCUCAAACUUCAGUUUUGUACCGAUCUGCUCUGGUUGCACGAGUUGCCAGAACUUGCACGAGUUGCCAGAACUUUACAACUUUCACUGGUUGUGUACCGUGUACAUGUUGGUAACACAGAUCAUGCUGUCUA